Molecule: messenger RNA, 2772 nt
Organism: Paecilomyces variotii
Lineage: Eukaryota; Fungi; Ascomycota; Eurotiomycetes; Eurotiales; Thermoascaceae
Product: putative AdoMet-dependent rRNA methyltransferase spb1
Exons: 4
Coding region: 1-2445 (814 amino acids)
Biological process (GO): rRNA methylation; maturation of LSU-rRNA from tricistronic rRNA transcript (SSU-rRNA, 5.8S rRNA, LSU-rRNA); maturation of 5.8S rRNA from tricistronic rRNA transcript (SSU-rRNA, 5.8S rRNA, LSU-rRNA)
Cellular component (GO): nucleolus; nucleus; preribosome, large subunit precursor
Molecular function (GO): rRNA (uridine-2'-O-ribose)-methyltransferase activity; rRNA (guanine) methyltransferase activity
Source: RefSeq, a predicted model, not a curated record
AUGGCGAUCCAGAAAAAGCACGGUAAGGGUCGAUUGGAUAAGUGGUAUAAGCUCGCGAAGGAGAAGGGUUAUCGAGCACGUGCUGCGUUCAAGCUGAUCCAGCUGAACAAGAAGUAUGGCUUCCUUGAGAAGAGCAAGGUCCUGCUGGAUCUUUGUGCUGCGCCAGGAUCUUGGUGUCAAGUAGCUGCAGAAUGCAUGCCUGCUCAAAGUAUCAUCGUCGGUGUCGAUCUGGCUCCCAUUAAGCCCAUUCCGCGAGUCAUCACCUUCCAGAGCGAUAUCACCACGGACAAAUGUCGUGCCACGAUCAGACAACACCUGAAGACCUGGAAGGCGGAUACAGUGCUUCACGAUGGUGCUCCUAACGUCGGUACUGCGUGGGUGCAGGAUGCUUUCUCUCAGGCAGAGCUCGUGUUACAGUCGCUGAAGCUUGCCACUGAAUUUUUGGUCGAAGGUGGUACAUUCGUGACAAAGGUGUUCCGAUCGAAGGAUUACAACCCUCUGCUUUGGGUCUUCAAGCAGCUCUUCGUAUCGGUCGAAGCUACGAAGCCUCCCUCGUCGCGAAAUGUCUCUGCGGAAAUCUUCGUCGUAUGCCGUGGUUACAAGGCGCCGAAGCGCCUUGACCCCAAGUUCCUCGAUCCUAGGCACGUUUUUGCUGAACUUGCGGCUCCGACACCGAACAACGAGGCUAAGGUCUUCAAUCCCGAAAAGAAGAAGCGCAAGAGAGAUGGAUAUGAGGAGGGCGACUACACCCAGCACAAGGAGAUAUCAGUGACGGAAUUCAUCAACACUACGGAUCCUAUUGCGAUUCUAGGUACAUACAACAAGCUGAGUUUCCAACAGACUCCGAGUGGCGACCUAGCGCUUGCUACAUUGGAGAGGUUGGAGGAAACCACGGACGAGAUCAAGGCCUGCUGUGAGGAUCUGAAAGUGCUGGGCAAGAAGGAGUUUCGAAACCUCCUGCGAUGGCGUCUGAAGGUUCGCGAGAAGUUUGGUCUUGCUGUGAAGAAGGGCCCCAAGCCUGGGGAAGCCGAAGCGGAGGAAGUGGCCGAGAUCGCGCCCAUGGAUGAGGAACUAGCUAUCCAGGAGGAGCUCCAGCGACUUCGCGACAAUGAAAAUGCGAAGAAGAGGAAAGAAAGGAGGAAGGAGAAUGAGAAAAAGCGCAAGGAAAUCGUCCGUAUGCAGAUGCAUAUGACCACUCCCAUGGAUAUCGGUAUGGAGCAGGUCGGUCCCACCGGCGAGGAGGCCAUGUUCGCACUGAAACACGUCGAGAGAAACAACGCCCAGGACAAGAUUACGAGUGGAAAGAUUGUCCAUCUGAGCGACGAUGAAGAGGACGAGUCCGACUCGGCGGAGGAGCUAUCAGAUGACGACGGAGAUCUUCUGGAAAGGGAACUGGAUUCCUUGUACAAUCGGUAUCAGGAACGUAGGGAGGAUCGGGAUACCAAACUACGAGCAAAGAAGGCCCGGAAGGGCUUUGAGACAGAGGAAUGGGAAGGAUUCUCUAACUCUGGUGAAAGCAACAGUGACGCCUCCGAUGAUGAAGAAGGUUCUGAUUCAGGCGUCGCGCUUACGGAUGAUCGGGUUCCCAAGUCCGCGCAUCUGUCUAACAAAGCCGCAUUAUUCUUCGACCAGGACAUCUUCGAAGGUGUAGAAGACGAGGAUGACAUCGAAUCAUCUGAGGAGGAGGCGGACAGUGCCGUCGAGAUGCAGGAGAAAAAUCAUACCCAGGAGGCCGCGUCAGAUGAUGACAGUGAAGAUGAAGACGAAGUGCCCGCUAAGAAGUCCUCAAAACCUUCGAAGGAUGUGUGGGCAGAGGACUCCAAGGGCUUUGCAUCCGAUGAAGAGCCAGAGGAGCCGGAGGACCCCCGGACAAAGGAUGGUCGACUCGACAUCGAUAUCAUCACUGCUGAGGCUAUGGCAUUGGCCCAGCAGAUGGCUACGGGUGAGAGGAAGACGACGGAUGUUGUGGACGAUGGCUUCAACAAAUACGCCUUCCGCGACGUCGACGGUCUCCCUGAAUGGUUCCUGGAUGACGAGUCGAAACAUAGCCGCCCCAACCGACCUAUCACGAAAGCUGCUGCUGCGGCCAUCAAGGAGAAGCUGAGGGCCAUCAACGCCCGGCCCAUCAAGAAGGUCAUGGAAGCCAAGGGACGUAAGAAGUUCAAGGCAGCGCAGCGACUAGAGAAGCUGCGUAAGAAGUCUGCACUGCUGGCCGACGACGAGGCCCUCAGCGAGAAAGACAAGGCGCAGACGAUCGCAAAGCUGAUGAGCAGAGCAGCCAAGAAGAAGCCCAAGCAGAACGUCAAACUCGUGGUCGCCAAGGGCGCCAACAGGGGUAUCUCUGGCCGUCCCAAGGGUGUCAAGGGCAAGUACAAGAUCGUGGACGCGCGUAUGAAGAAGGACAUCCGGGCACAGAAGAGGCUGGCGCAGAAGAAGCGCAAGUGAAGGAGUCACUGUUCUUUCCUGUAUAUAAAAUUCCUGGUCUGGUUGUUGAGUAUGAUACCAAAAAUGAGUAUACUAGUAGUAUGUAUGUAUGUACAUCGAGUCCAAUGGCAUCUACCAUAUGGUCUUUUCUGGAUGACUGCCUAAUAUACCGUAAGAAUAACCCCGCAGACCCGGAUCUCGCCCUGUGGCUUACCACAGGAACCGAACUGGCUCGAUACAGGGACGAGACGAAGCCAAUUGGGGAGGAUGAGAUAUCCAGAGCCACGGCGGUGGCGCUGCGGGGGAACAAAGUCGAGUGGAGCCGGCGUGGCGGGUUUUCGCGUCGAG